AAAAAAAAAAAAAACCAAAAACCUAACAAUACCUGUUCUGGUCCGGUAAGUAAAGAGCCUAGCGGUUAGUUGUUUUGUGUCGUUCAGCUGGGUUAGCCUUUUUGGUUGAGACGCUGCCUGCUACCGGACAUGGAGACAUACGGAAACUCUAAUAAAAAACAGAAGCUGGGCAACGCCGCCGAGAGCUGGGGGAUGCAACGGGCAACUAAUGUCACCUAUCAAGCACAUCAUGUCAGCAGAAAUAAACGUGGGCAGGUUGUGGGCACAAGAGGAGGAUUCAGAGGAUGCACUGUUUGGCUCACUGGUUUGUCUGGAGCGGGGAAGACCACAGUGAGUAUGGCUUUGGAGGAGUACCUGGUAUGUCAUGGGAUUCCCUGUUACACCCUGGAUGGUGACAACAUCCGGCAGGGGCUGAAUAAGAACCUGGGCUUCAGCCCAGAAGACCGUGAAGAGAACAUUAGACGCAUUGCUGAGGUGGCCCGGCUUUUUGCUGAUGCAGGGCUGGUCUGCAUUGCCAGCUUCAUCUCUCCCUACAGCAGGGAUCGCCUCAAUGCCAGGAAGAUCCAUGAAGCUGCCGGGCUGCCGUUUUUUGAGGUGUUUGUGGAUGCUCCACUAGAUGUAUGUGAACAGAGAGAUGUGAAGGGACUGUACAAGAGAGCCAGAGCAGGCGAAAUAAGAGGCUUCACUGGGAUUGACUCUGAGUAUGAGAAGCCAGAGGCUCCUGAGCUGGUGCUGAAGACUGACUCCUGCAGUGUGAAUGAGUGCAUACAACAACUUGUUGAUCUGCUUCAGGAGAGAGAUAUAGUUCCUGUUGAUGCUUCCUAUGAAGUGAAAGAGCUGUACGUUCAGGAAAACAAAUUGGACCUCGCGAAGGCUGAUGCUGAGACUCUUCCUGCAGUGCAAAUUGGAAAGGUGGACAUGCAGUGGGUGCAGGUCCUGGCUGAAGGAUGGGCCACGCCUUUGAACGGGUUUAUGAGAGAGAGAGAAUAUUUACAGUGUCUUCAUUUUGACUGUCUGCUUGAUGGUGGUGUCAUCAACCUGUCUGUGCCUGUGGUUCUGCCAAUAUCUACUGCUGACAAAGAGCGCUUGGAUGGUGUGACCGCCAUGGCUUUGGUUUACGAGGGCAGACGAGUGGCUAUACUUCGUAAUCCUGAGUUUUACGAACACCGCAAAGAGGAGCGCUGCGCUCGGCAGUGGGGCACCACCUGUAAGGACCACCCCUACAUCAAGAUGGUGAUGGAAAGUGGGGACUGGCUUGUCGGUGGAGACCUGCAGGUCCUGGACAGGAUCUACUGGAACGACGGGCUUGACCAAUACCGGCUGACACCUACUGAGCUCAAACAGAAGUUUAAAGAAAUGAACGCAGAUGCCAUUUUUGCCUUCCAGCUCCGUAACCCUGUGCACAAUGGCCACGCUCUUCUGAUGCAGGACACCCACAAGCGUCUUAUUGAGAGAGGAUACCGCCGGCCUGUGCUGCUGCUCCACCCACUGGGAGGCUGGACCAAAGAUGAUGAUGUGCCCCUGCAGUGGCGAAUGAAGCAGCAUGCUGCUGUACUGGAGGAGGGCGUGCUCAACCCAGAGUCCACCAUUGUGGCUAUCUUUCCCUCACCCAUGAUGUAUGCUGGGCCAACUGAGGUUCAGUGGCAUUGCAGGGCUCGCAUGGUGGCUGGUGCCAACUUCUACAUUGUGGGUCGUGACCCUGCAGGCAUGCCCCACCCUGACACAGGGAAGGACCUGUACGAGCCCACUCAUGGAGCCAAGGUCCUCACCAUGGCACCGGGCCUCAUCACCCUGGAGAUAGUGCCCUUCAAGGUAGCUGCUUAUAACAAGGUCAAAAGAGCCAUGGACUUCUAUGAUCCCAAAAACCAUCAGGAUUAUGAUUUCAUCUCGGGCACACGCAUGCGCAAGAUGGCCCGAGAGGGAGAAAAUCCUCCUGACGGAUUCAUGGCACCAAAGGCCUGGGCGGUGUUGAAGGAAUACUAUAAGUCACUGGAGAAGGCCUAAAGGUCAAACAACAGGUGGAAAAAGAAUGAAUCAAAAACAAAACAAAAAUAACGGGAACACGAUGGCUUUUAGUGAUGUGUAAAACAGUGAAUGUGGGGACCACUCUGCUACUAUCAAAAACCAUACCUCUGUCUGUAUCAUAUACACUUUUACACUCUGAUAUCAGUCACAAAUCUUUGUCUUAACACAUCCAACACUGUGUUUUAUCUAUGUACUUUAUUUAACUGAUGGUGAAACAGUUGUAGGAGUCAGUAUAUCAAAUAGACCUUUUUGCAAGAAUGAAAAUAAAACCUCUUUAAUGUAGAUGUUUUCAGACUAACUUUAUAACUAUAUAAUGCCAUGACUGGUUACAUACGCCAACAUUUCAAGGUCAGAACUCUUACUGGUUUGUAUGUGCUGUACUGUUGAGCAGUACUUUGUGGGAAUGGGCAUUUGUGUUUGUGUUGUCAGAAUUUUUGGAGUUACUAGAUUACACUUAACUCAUAACCGAAGCCCAAAAAAA
This is a messenger RNA of Sphaeramia orbicularis (orbiculate cardinalfish), 2506 nucleotides long. RefSeq names its product 3'-phosphoadenosine 5'-phosphosulfate synthase 1 (gene papss1). Gene Ontology annotation, biological process: 3'-phosphoadenosine 5'-phosphosulfate biosynthetic process; sulfate assimilation. The record is from RefSeq and is a predicted model, not a curated record. The coding region runs from base 130 to 2004 and encodes 624 amino acids. NCBI's taxonomy places the organism in Eukaryota, Metazoa, Chordata, Actinopteri, Kurtiformes, Apogonidae. The transcript is spliced from 12 exons. Gene Ontology annotation, molecular function: sulfate adenylyltransferase (ATP) activity; adenylylsulfate kinase activity; ATP binding.